Sipha flava (yellow sugarcane aphid) is the source of this 1545-nucleotide messenger RNA. Its product is annotated as lipase 3-like. Bases 64 to 1530 code for a protein of 488 amino acids. The transcript is spliced from 8 exons. NCBI's taxonomy places the organism in Eukaryota, Metazoa, Arthropoda, Insecta, Hemiptera, Aphididae. The record is from RefSeq and is a predicted model, not a curated record.
GCGGCGUACACGACGUAGGUUUGCACGCACGGACAGCAAUAAUAAUAAUCAUAACAGUACAGCAUGUUCCGGCGAGUCCGAGAGGCGGCACGAGCGUUCUACGACACAUAUCCGUCGAGUGAUUUGAACGCGCGAUGCGGUGGGCACGGACAACGACGACGACGACGACGACGGUCAACAGUGCGUUCGCGGAGGCUACGUGUGCGGGUGGCGACGUCGCCGCGUGUCCUUACGAUGGUUUCAACACGUGCGUUGCUCCAGUCGCGCCGCCGUCCGGGUUCCACCAACGCCCUAGUCGCGGCCGUAUUCUUCUCGACGUUCUGUUCCGUCCGACCAACGGCCGCGGUCGACUUUUUGACCACGGGUCAACUCAUCGAAAAACAUGGCCAUUCGGCGGGAUACAGUAGAUACUCCGUGCCGACCGAAGACGGAUAUUUGGUUAAUUUGUUUCAUAUCAAAGGUCACGGUGGUCCACCGUUUUUGCUUCUCCAUGCCCUCAUGGGAGCAUCCGACCAAUGGUUUCUAAGGGACGAACAUCACGAUUUGCCUUCGAUCUUAGCCAACAACGGUUACGACGUGUGGUUGGGAGACUUCAGAGGCAACUUAUACUCUAAGCAACAUACGUAUCUCAAUGCAACAGACUCGGAGUAUUGGAAAUUCAGCAUUGACGAGUGGGCGUUAUACGAUGUUCCGGCAAUGAUCGAUUUUGUGUGCAACAAUACCGAAUAUGAUAAGACGUACCUGGUCACGUACUCGAUGAGUAGCGCCGUUGUGUUGGCCACCACGUCUGCAAGGCCAGAGUAUAACGACAAAAUCAUCGUCAGCUAUCACCUGGCUCCGUUCGUAGCGUUCACCAACAUUAAAUCCAUUUUGUUACGGAUUGGCGUACACUUUGGUCAAUUCUAUCUGGCAAUAGCACGAAAUAUUAAGAAGUUUGAGCUGUUUCCACGAAACCAUUGGUCGAUAAAUUCCAUAUCGUUGUUCUGCAGUAAACAAUCAGUUUUCCUUAACGCGUGCGUAUCGUUACUGUCAGAAUUUUUCGGAUUCGACACCACCUCCAAAAACUCAACAAACAGUGUUUUAUUGGUGAUGUUUCAGAUGAACUUGGAUUUCAAGUUAGCUUACUCGAGAGCUGGAGUAUCGUUAAACAGUAUAGACCAUUUACUUCAGAUGAUUCGAACUAGUAAAUUUCAACAUUAUGACAUGGGGUCUAGCAAGAAUAUGUGGAAGUACGGGCAACUUAAACCACCUGAAUACGAUCUACGUAAAGUCACGUCACCCGUUGUACUGUACUACAGCCAGAACGACAGGGUUGUCGACAGCGGUACCAUACACAAGCUGAUCUCGAUUCUGCCGAAUGUUUACCAGACAAUUAUCAUACCACACAAGACAUUUGGUCACAUAGAUUAUUCAUUUAGUACGAAUGCUAAAACAUUAGUAUUUGAUUCAAUCAUUAAUAUUGCCAGACAAUUUAGAGUUCCACGAAAUUAUCCGCUAUAUAAUGACUAUUAUUAUUAUUACUAUAAAUAAUAUUCUGUUUUUUUA